AUGCUCCGUUACUUGCUUCUUGUAAGUAUAUGCCAGGGAAUUUAUUCCCAUUUUACUGAUUAUUCUCGAGGGUACAUGACUGCCAUCGUCACGAAGCAGCCUUCACCAAACGGAUUACCGAACUGGCCUACAGCGGCAAGAAUUGACGUCACCCUGAUGGCCAUUUACAAAAAGGACGAGAGGUACAUAGAAGAGGAUUUCCUGAAGAUGUUCUCCGACUUCGGCCAAAAGAACCACAUUCAUUUCAACGAUCGCAAUUUCCAACGAAUGGAUAACAGAAAUGAUGGGUUGAUGGCAACAUAUGGAUUGCGAGGAGUUCCCUGCCUGCAGUUGCAAAAAUUCUUACUGGAGAUUAAAUCAUACGACUACAACAUCAAGCACGUGAACGUCACUUGCGAUCGCUUGAAGUUCUCCGUUUGUUUGACAUUUUCUUGCCCGGAUAACUAUGAUAUAAACACCUGGACACCACAAAAAAGUUAUGACGUUCGACGAAGAAAAUCCUAG
Messenger RNA from Necator americanus (New World hookworm), 504 nucleotides. RefSeq lists its product as uncharacterized. The transcript is spliced from 6 exons. The coding region runs from base 1 to 504 and encodes 167 amino acids. The record is from RefSeq and is a predicted model, not a curated record. Lineage: Eukaryota; Metazoa; Nematoda; Chromadorea; Rhabditida; Ancylostomatidae.